UACCCUCUUCCCCUUCUUAGUUUUCCCUACCCAAUAUUGCAUAAACUACUAAGUGGCUACUUAGAAAUCAAUUGCACAACAUAAUUUCAUUAGUGCCAAUUGACCAUAUAGCUAUUGCCAUAUCCAAUUACCUUUUUAAGGCAAAGAAAAAAAAUAUAUAAGAAUUGAAUACCAAAACCCGAAGGAGAAGCUAAACAAGUUUAGAAAGCAAAGUCCAAUGGCCAAAGAGAUCAGUGUUGUUUCUCAAUAUCCCAGCAAAUUACAAGUGCAGGGUGAGAAUUUUGAUCCUAAAAACCUUGUAAUGACAACAGCAGCUGAUAAUGGAAAGAAGGAGAGUAAUGGAGCACCUAAAGACACAUAUCCUGCGUUUCCCGGGUGGUAUGCUGAUGUUUCCUGGCCAGGAGAAGCACACAUAUAUAAAAUGGAAAAGAUCAUAUUCCAAGGGAAAUCAGAAUUCCAAGAGCUUCUUGUAUUUGAGUCAUCUAGACAUGGCAAGGUUGCAAUUCUGGAUGGGUAUAUCCAGCUGACAGAAAAUGAUGAAUUUGCUUACCAAGAGAUGCUCACUCACCUUGCACUUUGUUCCAUUCCAAAUCCAAAGAAGGUUCUGCUUGUUGGAGGGGGAGAUGGUGGAAUUCUUAGGGAAAUAUCACGCCACUCUUCUGUUGAGCAUAUUGAUAUAUGUGAAAUAGACAAAAUGGUCAUUCAUGUUUAUAAGAAGUUUUUCCCAGAUAUAGCUGUUGGUUACGAGGAUCCCCGAGUGCAUGUUCAUAUCAGAGAUGGAAUUGCGUUCAUCAAUUCUGUUCCUGAGGGCACUUACGAUGUCAUUAUAUUGGAUGCUUUUCAACCAAUGGGACCUAUUGCGGAAGUUCUUGCUGAUAAAUGCUUCUUAGAAUCAGUAGCAAAGGCUCUUCGACCCGGUGGAGUGUUGUCUGCUCCAGCAGACAGCUUGUGGCUUAAGAACUUUGUAGUUGCAGAUACCAUAGCAAAUUGCAAGAAGAUAUUCAAAGGCUCCGUUAACUAUGCCUGGACCACAGUUCCUACAUACGCAAGUGGGGUGAUUGGAUUCAUGCUUUGCUCCACGGAGGGUCCCCCAGUGAACUUCAAACAUCCAACAAAUAAAUUGAAUCCAGAGCAAAAUGGGGUAGCAAAGGGACCUCCUAAGUUUUAUAACCCAGAGAUCCAUGCUGCUGCAUUCUGUCUGCCUUCUUUUGUGGACAAGGUUGUUGAUCUAAAAAGAUAUUGAUAAAGAACUCAGUAGUAAUAAGGAAUUGUUGUUAGUUUUUUUUAUCUGCAAAUGUUAAUUGUUAGUUCGUUAGUUUUUGUUAGCGGAGGGAUUCGAACCCACGACCUAUCCUUCCCUCCCCUCAUCCUUUGUAUUGUGUCGUUUUGCAUAUUUUUAUCAGUGAAAGGUUGCACAUGCAAAACUAUUACUAUAAUUUUAUAAGAUGAGAAGUUGGUACUCUGCCAA
Glycine soja is the source of this 1468-nucleotide messenger RNA. RefSeq names its product spermidine synthase-like. The transcript has 9 exons. The record is from RefSeq and is a predicted model, not a curated record. Gene Ontology annotation, cellular component: cytosol. Gene Ontology annotation, molecular function: spermidine synthase activity. Gene Ontology annotation, biological process: spermidine biosynthetic process. Lineage: Eukaryota; Viridiplantae; Streptophyta; Magnoliopsida; Fabales; Fabaceae. Bases 218 to 1243 code for a protein of 341 amino acids.